This is a messenger RNA of Caenorhabditis remanei, 243 nucleotides long. RefSeq lists its product as uncharacterized. Bases 1 to 243 code for a protein of 80 amino acids. The record is from RefSeq and is a predicted model, not a curated record. The transcript has a single exon. Lineage: Eukaryota; Metazoa; Nematoda; Chromadorea; Rhabditida; Rhabditidae.
AUGAGUGUGUACACAGCCAUCAACGGAAUGGGCGGAGCCUACACGAGAGGAAAUGGGCGUCAAGUAUAUAAAGAAGAAGAUGGAGAAGGAAAAAUAAUACACCCAGUUCUUCGCAAUCACUCAUUUCAAAACAUGAUUCACAUGCCAAUUCACGCUUCCUCAAGCCUUGAGCUUCACGCCUCCUCUUCCAGAAGACUUCGACGUCUUCAGAAUUCUAUUGUCGUCGUGCGCAGUAUUGACUAA